This is a messenger RNA of Amoebophrya sp. A25, 1700 nucleotides long. Lineage: Eukaryota; Dinophyceae; Syndiniales; Amoebophryaceae. The record is from the annotation of a GenBank genome assembly.
CGCUCGUCAGCCAAAGAUCGUAACGUCGACACAUCAACUACGAAAAACGCAGAUGAGGGCGUUGACCAACUGAUGGUAAAGAUCGACUUCAUGGAUGUCGUAGCGCUCUAUCUCAAGGACACGCCACGCAUCAUGACGCUCUAUCUCGGUAUCGCAGUUUCGAUGCUCUCCAUCACGCACUUCAUCUUGUUUUUCCCUGUCUACGACGUUUUAUACCAGGGACUGGACUUCUACAUCUUCCCAUUGCCCUUGUUCUUGGGUCUCUGCGUGGGGUUCGCGUAUUCUUACCUUCUAGCCUUGCUUUACGAGAUGAAGAAGUACGUCUCUUACUUGGCAUUGGUUGUCACGACGAUUCUCUUUUUUGGGUUGUACAUGUUCGGCCACGUGAACUGGGACCCAUUGCUGGCUAGCUUAGUGGGGGAGGUGGUGCACGAUCCUGCAGCUAGCUCCAGCAGUUCUGACACCUCGAAGAACACAGCCCAGCAGAAUGAAGAAGAUCUACGUAUCUCCAGUGUAACAACAACCGAUUUGUCGUUGACGCACCAAAUCGCCAAAUGGAGAUUCUCCGAAGAUUUUGGGUACCAAACUCAAUCCAACUGGGUUACGAAUCUCAUCUAUGCGCUUUUUAUCGGCUUAGUAGUUGGCGUGAUCUACGAAAACCUUUUGGUCCAAAGUGCGGUCGAAAAGCAUUACUUUUUGUUAAAAAGACAAGCGCGCAAGAGAAAAUCCCUACUAGAAUUACGAUCUAGUCUCAAAAGUAAGCGCAGAAGGGCAGGGAUGAAGCCAAGACCUCCUGUAGUGCCGAAAGCAGCACCACCACCACCAGCAAAGCCGGACUUGAUGUCGCCUUCUGCCGUUCUCGCUUCGAGACUUUUGCCGCCCCCAUCGCCGCGACAACAACUGAGCAAGUUGCUGACACCCAGAGGCCCUACAAGCCCACGGACGGAGACGGAAGGCGACUUCAAGCUUGAGGUACCCCUGCGUCCAGACAAGACUCACAUCUUACCAGAGAAGGGCGAAGAUGGAGCAUAUCUGAAGGAGCUGGAGAAGAUGUAAGGUAGGUAGCUCUACUAGAUGGAUCUUUAUUAAAGGAUGAAAUUGAAAUUAACAUGUUUAUUGAGAUUUUUUGAAAUUAAUGCUGACAGUUGCGAUUUAUUACGAAAUGAAUUUGAAUUAUGGAAGUAGUCAAAGCACUUUACGUUGACGUUCGUGAGAGCACGAAUAUGGCAUCGAGUUUUCUGCUGUAUUGCAACUUUUGUAUUUGAUACUACAUGUACAUUCUACACUCGAUUUUGGAAGAAAGAUGUAAGAAACUACAGCACGCAGAUGGAUUCGUUUAUAUUGACUCAAAUAUCUUCAAAGGAUUACAAUUGUCCAGCUCCAGUUACGUAAUAAGAUUAAGUAAGAUGAGAAAAUUAUAACAAUAAGUUAUUUGUACAUUUGAUUUUGAAAACGACAAAAAAUGAAUAGAAAACGUACGUUAGCGUUAGGUUGUGGCAAACUGAUGACUUGAUCUCGAAUUCUUUGCAGUUUUGGGCCUCGCUGAAUAGAUAUGUAGAAGUUAGAGUUACAGAUGAAACAAAAAUUUGUAUGCAGAGUCGGGAUUCAGAUCAUAGUAGCGAAUUUGAUGAAUAAAAACACUCGCGUUCGUCCUUGCAAAGAGCGAAAUAACAAGAAACAAGUAAAGAUAUACCGUUGCU